Plasmodium adleri (nom. inval.) is the source of this 735-nucleotide messenger RNA. RefSeq names its product Plasmodium exported protein (hyp15), unknown function. Bases 1 to 735 code for a protein of 244 amino acids. The record is from RefSeq and is a predicted model, not a curated record. The transcript is spliced from 2 exons. NCBI's taxonomy places the organism in Eukaryota, Apicomplexa, Aconoidasida, Haemosporida, Plasmodiidae.
AUGAAUUUUUCUUCAUUAAUUGUUUUUUUAUUUAUUGUUAUAUUGAAUGUGUUACUUGCAGAAAAAGAGAAUAUCCUUACAAAUGAUUUAUAUAAACAUGAAAAUAGUAGUUACAGUAAUUUUGAUAAAAAAACGUCAAGUGUAAAAUGCGCUACAAAAGAAACAGUAUAUCAUGAAUUGUCAAAAACUGAUGGUUUAUAUGAGAAUUUUGUAAAAUACAAUAAAGUGGAAAACAAAAGGGAUUUGGAUAAAGGGACAAGUGAUAAAAAAUAUUCAAAAAAUAUAUUUAAUAGUACGAAUUCUGAAGAUAUAUUUGAACCCGUCAAAAGGGGAGAAUCAUGUGAUUAUAAAAAUAAUAUGAUGAAGGAAUGUUAUGUAACUUUUUCAUCAAAACCUUUAUUGAAAAAAAAUAGUAGGAUGACUAGAUUUAAGAAUAAAUUGUAUAAAAUGAUUUUUAAAAGAAAUAAAAUUUGGAGAGUUAUUUCAGGAAUCAUUACAGUUUUGGGAGAAAGUGCUAUAAUUUGUGAGAUUCUUAUGGUUAUAGGAAGUAUUAUAAUUUUAUGUUCAUGUUCCUGUACGUCUACUUGUGUAACUGGUGGUACAUUAAUUAUUGCAUCCGGAGGUGUCCUUGGAGCUAUUAUACUAUUCAUAAUAUUAAUAAUUGUAGUAGUUUGGUUACUUGUUACAUGGUUAUGGUCGCAUAAAGAUGUGUAUUAUGAAUUACAUAAAAAAUAA